AUGCUACCAGCGACUGCUGACGAGCCUACCAUCCGGCAGCUCCUCGAGCGUGCCCAAAUUCUUACACUUCGCAAUGCCUUCAUCAUCGGACCAAUUCUCUACACAGCGUUCUGUCUAAUAUACGCCCUAUUUCUCUCCCGCCAACGCAAGAUCCCCGGUCCAUUCCUCGCGCGAAUAACAGGGCUAUGGGAGAUGAAAAAAGUGAUGGACGGAGACAUCCACAAAACGAUGAUCAAGCUGCACGAGAAAUACGGUCCCAUCGUACGUGUCGCACCGAAUCGCUACGACUUCAACACGCUAGAAGCAACAAAAACCAUAUACCGGAUCGGCAACGCAUUUCCAAAGUCAAAAUACUAUGUUCCAUUCGGACCGCAGCAUGAAUCGAAUUUGUUUAACGAGCUCGAAAACGAUACACAUCGUGCGAUGAAGAGACAGCUCGCGUCGCUGUAUUCAAUGUCAACGUUGCUGUCUUACGAAGCCACAGUGGACAACCAGACGGCGAUCAUGAGGCAGAAGCUUGAGAAUUUUGCUGCUACUGGAGAGUUGGUGAAUAUACCGAAAUUCCUCCAGUACUACGCCUUCGAUGUGAUUGGAAUGAUUACUCUUGGAAGUUCCAUGGGCAUGAUGGAGGCAAAUGCAGAUGUGAACGGCAUCUGUGCAACGCUUGACGCUGCAUUUCGCUAUACAUCUGUAAUGGGGCUCUUCCCAACCUUUCAUCCAUGGCUGGUGUCUCUGAUGGGCGCGCUUGGCGCGCGGAGUCCUACAUCUCAAUUAGACAAUUUUGUCAUGGAAAAGAUGGCGCUGCACCUGCACGAAGCUGCACAGGCCGAUGGGUCCAAGAAGAGCGCAACUUUCCUGUCAAAGAUGCUUGCACUGCGGGACCAAGGCAAAGGUACCGACAGGGAUGUCCGAGUCUGUAUAGGCAUGAACAUUGCAGCGGGCUCGGACACAACAGCUAUUAGUUUGAGCUCCAUCGUAUACUACUUAUAUACUAACCCUAAUGUCUUGGAGCGACUUCGACAGGAGCUAGAUGCUCAAUCAAAAGCUGGACGGCUAUCAAAUAUGGCGUCUUACCAGGAAGCUCAGGAAAUACCGUAUCUGCUAGCUGUUAUUAAGGAGGCUCUGCGGCUUCAUUCCGCUGUUGGCACACAAUUGACACGCGUGGUACCAAAGGGCGGUUGCGUGAUAGAAGGACAUCAUUUUCCUGAAGGGGCCGAAGUUGGAGUCAAUGGCUGGGCACUUCAUUAUAACAAAGAGGUGUUUGGCGAGGACGUCUAUGCAUUCCGGCCUGAACGCUGGCUGGAAGGCGAUAAGACGAACACUGCGUUACCUGAAUCUUUUGCAUUCGGUCAAGGAUCACGCUCAUGCAUCGGUAAAAAUAUCAGCAUCCUAGAAAUGUCCAAAGCCAUUCCACAAGUAGUCCAGAACUUCGAUAUCGACAUUUGCCCCAGCGCCCAAGCUUGGUCAACCAACUGCCAUUGGUUUGUGAAGCCUGAGUAUAAAGCACGACUGAGGCGCCGAGCAACAUGA
Messenger RNA from Bipolaris oryzae ATCC 44560, 1530 nucleotides. RefSeq lists its product as uncharacterized. The coding region runs from base 1 to 1530 and encodes 509 amino acids. The record is from RefSeq and is a predicted model, not a curated record. Gene Ontology annotation, molecular function: monooxygenase activity; iron ion binding; oxidoreductase activity, acting on paired donors, with incorporation or reduction of molecular oxygen. The transcript is spliced from 5 exons. Lineage: Eukaryota; Fungi; Ascomycota; Dothideomycetes; Pleosporales; Pleosporaceae.